AUGGCGAUGAAGAAUCUACUAUCCUUAGCUCGCCGAUCUCAGAGGCGUUUCGCCUUGAAUCAAGCGAUACGUUCUUCUUCAUCAGUUUCAGCUCUCGAUUCGGCGUCUUACGCAUCUCCGGCGACUCAAUCCCCAACGCCGUCGAUUCUCAUGCCAUACGAUCGCGCCGCCGAGAGUAUCAAAAGCAAGAUCAAGAAGCUCGAGAACCCAGAUCAGAGAUUCCUCAGAUACGCAUCGCCGCAUCCGACUCUCGCAUCUCACAAUCACAUCUUAUCAGCACCGGAGACUCGUGUCACGACUUUACCAAAUGGUCUACGUGUCGCUACUGAAUCGAAUCUCUCGGCUAAGACCGCCACCGUUGGAGUCUGGAUCGACGCUGGAUCGAGGUUUGAGUCGGAUCAGACGAACGGGACUGCUCAUUUUCUGGAGCAUAUGAUUUUCAAAGGUACGGAGAGGCGUACGGUGAAAGCUUUGGAGGAAGAGAUUGAAGACAUUGGAGGUCAUUUGAAUGCGUAUACAUCGAGGGAACAGACGACUUACUAUGCUAAGGUGUUGAAUUCGAAUGUGAACCAGGCUUUGGAUGUGUUGGCUGAUAUUUUGCAGAAUUCCAAGUUCGAGGAACCGAGAAUUAACAGAGAACGAGAUGUGAUCCUGAGGGAAAUGCAAGAGGUUGAGGGACAAACCGAUGAAGUUGUUCUUGACCAUUUACAUGCAACUGCAUUCCAAUACACACCUCUUGGAAGAACUAUCCUGGGACCUGCUCAGAAUGUCAAGUCGAUCACCAGGGAGGAUCUGCAGAAUUACAUUAAGACUCACUACACAGCUUCCAGAAUGGUGAUUGCUGCUUCAGGAGCUGUCAAGCAUGAGGAAGUUGUUGAGCAAGUGAAGAAGCUAUUUACCAAGUUGUCAACUGAUCCAACCUCUACUGCUCAACUAGUUGCCAAAGAACCUGCUUGUUUUACAGGUUCUGAGGUCCGAAUGAUUGAUGAUGACCUACCCCUUGCCCAAUUUGCUGUUGCCUUUGAGGGAGCAUCUUGGACAGAUCCAGAUUCUGUUGCUCUUAUGGUUAUGCAAACUAUGUUGGGUUCAUGGAACAAAAAUGUUGGUGGUGGCAAACACAUGGGUUCUGCCCUGACCCAGAGGGUUGCCAUUAAUGAAAUAGCGGAAAGCAUAAUGGCAUUCAACACCAACUACAAGGAUACUGGACUGUUUGGUGUUUAUGCAGUUGCUAAGGCUGAUUGCUUGGAUGAUUUAUCAUAUGCCAUUAUGAAUGAAGUAACCAAGCUGGCCUACCGAGUUUCAGAUGAUGAUGUGACACGCGCGAGGAAUCAGCUGAAAUCAUCGCUGUUGCUUCACAUGGAUGGAACUAGCCCAGUCGCUGAAGAUAUUGGUCGUCAGCUGCUGACCUACGGGCGUAGAAUCCCAUCCGCUGAACUCUUUGCUAGAAUCGAUGCUGUCGAUGCCAGCACGGUUAAACGUGUUGCCAACAAAUAUAUUUAUGACAAGGACAUAGCAAUCUCAGCGAUUGGUCCAAUCCAAGAUUUGCCAGACUACAACAAGUUCAGACGCAGAACCUACUGGAACAGGUACUAA
Molecule: messenger RNA, 1593 nt
Organism: Arabis nemorensis
Lineage: Eukaryota; Viridiplantae; Streptophyta; Magnoliopsida; Brassicales; Brassicaceae
Source: the annotation of a GenBank genome assembly